This is a messenger RNA of Aphanomyces invadans, 4281 nucleotides long. RefSeq lists its product as hypothetical. Gene Ontology annotation, cellular component: cytoplasm; nucleus. Gene Ontology annotation, biological process: regulation of gene expression. The record is from RefSeq and is a predicted model, not a curated record. The coding region runs from base 61 to 3960 and encodes 1299 amino acids. Lineage: Eukaryota; Oomycota; Saprolegniomycetes; Saprolegniales; Verrucalvaceae. Gene Ontology annotation, molecular function: mRNA binding. The transcript has 10 exons.
GUUUGAGGUCAAGAGUUGAGGAGGUCAAAGCACGCGAAAAGAUCACACCUGGUUCCCACCAUGCCUUCCAAGAACAAGAAGUCCAAGGCCCCAGCUGCACCUGCAGCUGGAAACAGCGGUGAUGCUGCCCCCCCAGAACCAACCAAGGCUAAGGCUGCUGUUGCGCUUGCUGCGAAAUCUGCGCAAGCGCCACCUGCCCCUGUCAUCGCGGUUCCGACCGCGGCUGAAGUAGCGUGUCGGCUUGAGGUGCUUGCAGGUGGGAAGGAAAAGAUGGCAAAUGACUCGAAGGCUGCCGAGGAAGAGCUGUCGCGCCUUUUGAAGAACCCUAAGAAACGUGUGCAAGGCAGGUCGGAUGACUUGGACGAACAAAUGAAGAAGCUCGAGUUUCGCCGCAAUACAACGUCAAUGACCCUGAACGACGAGAAAAAGCUCCUUCGUGAUAUUGAAACGAUCAAAUUACUUAAAGUCGAGCUGGUCGAGUACGAAGAGUUCAACACGCGCGUGCAGUACCUCAAGGACAAGAAGAAAAGUCUCUUCGACACGCUCAAGCAAGCUGAAGCGCAAGAAAAGGAGCUCCAAUUGACCUUGAGAAAGCUUCGCCUGGCCGAGACCUUGAACGUUUCGAUCAACCAGUUUGAAACCAUCUCGAUCACGGUACCCAGGGACAAGAUGGGGCUCGUCGUGGGCAAAGGAUUCGCCAAGCUACGUCAGCUCGAGGAAUCGUACAAUGUUUUGCUCGACGUUGAAGCGGGGUCGCAAGUGGUCUCGUGCACGAGCACGCCAGCCAACAAUGCCAUGAUCGAGUCCGCUCUGGAUAGCAUUGCGACGGCCACGCUGCACUCGGUGGCCGUGCGCCCCGACACGUUGAAAUUGCUCAUGAUCCAGAAGGGCAAGCACUUGAAGGCGCUAGAAGCGUCGUGUUUUGUCAAGAUUGACGUGAACCGCGCCGACAACGUGAUUUCGUUCACGUCGUCUGCGGAUCGUGUAGACGCGGUGCAACGGGCCAUCAAGGUCCUCACCACAUCGUCCGUCACAAUUGAUGUACCGCAGGAUGUCUUGCCCAAGCUGAUCGGGAAGAAGGGCGAAGUCAUUUCCAAAAUUAUGGAGGAUUCUGGCGCGCUGUUGGACAUCGACCGCGUUGUCAACAGUCUGCGCAUCAUUGGACCCCUCGAAAGCGUUCAAAUCGCGCAAACGGCCGUGGAAGAGCUCAUUUACGACCAAGGAGCGUCCACCAUCGCGGUGUACGCAACCGAUGAAACGUACUUUGGCCGCUGGGACGCCCAAAGAUUUCCCAUCUUUGUCGAGUACUUAAUGGUGGACAAAGCGGUGCGACUGCGCGAUCUGCGCAAGGACGCGCAGGACUGCCGCUUGCAAGUCGUCAAGCCCAAGCAAAUGUUCGAAGCGACGGGGAACCGAACGCAAUUGGAAGCCCUCAAGGCGGCGAUGCAAAAGGCGGUCGCGGAGUUUAACGCGAACGUUGUGUCAUUCGACGUGGACUCGAACUGUUUGAGUCUUAUCAUUGGGAAGAAAGGAGCGAAAAUCAAAGCGAUUGAGAAGGAAAGCGGUGGCGCGCGCAUUAACAUCACGGGCAACACCGUCAGCGUGCUGGGCACGAAAGAGCAGUCGUCAAGUGCGGUCGCCCUUGUCGAAGAAAUCGUGGCCAACAACCAGCGCGUCGUCGUGCACGCUUCACCGCACUUGGUCCCGUUGCUCUUGAACAACAAACGCGCCAAAUUGAACGAAAUCGAGCAGGAGACGAAGAGCAGCAUCCAGCUUCCCCAAGCUCCCCCAAAGAAGACCAAGCACCACGCGGACGUCGCUAUUACGAUCACGGGCACCACUGCUGGCAUUGAAAAGGCGGCCUUGUUGCUGGAAGCGCUGAACCGCGCACACCAAGUCGUGUACUUGCCACUCGAUCAAGACGAAGUGACGAUCGUCAUUGGGAAGAAAGGCGAAACUAUCAAUAAGUUGCAAGCCGACACGGGGUGCCAGCUGCGUGUGCUGGAUGCCGAUGAGUCAUCGCCGUCUCGUGAGCUGCAGCUGGCAGGCAGUGAAGAACAGUUGGCAUUGGCCACGGCCGCCAUUGACGUUCUACUCAACUCGUCGCAUCGACAGCUUCUGUCCUUUGACGACUUUGCCACGGGGGUCAUUAUCGGUCGCAAAGGGGAACAAAUCAACAAACUGCGCGAAGAGUUCCCCAACGUCUCGAUCGACGCAUUUCCCCAUGGCCAAGUCCGCGUGAAAGGCGCGUCCAAGGACCUUGUUGACAGCGCUGUGGCCGCCAUCUUGGACUUGCUCCAAACUACAACUGUGCAGGAAAGUGUCAAACUUCCUGUGGACAGCCGCCAAACGUUUGAUGCGUAUGUGAGAGAUCCCGCCACCUCGUUGUACAUUUCGGAACUGGAAGCGGAGGGCGCCGUCAAGGCCGUCGUGGUGGACGAGGGCAAGCUCGUCAAGAUUCGAGGGUAUGCCCUCGGUGUGGGCAAGCUGAAGCGUUUUUUCGAAAUGGUGACAGAAGCCCAUGUGGCAGUGUCGAUUCCACUGCCGUCGGCGGCCCAUGUGGCGUCGCUCAAAGGGUCGUCGAACGAAGGCAUCCACGAAAACGUCCAUCAGGUUAUGAAACAAACCAAAACUGUCAUCCGCUUCAAGAACGACAAGAAGAGCUAUUCAGGCGUCGUGCUGUCGAUCGAAGGCCCGUCGCUGCCCAAGGUCCUUGAAGCCAAGCACCGUGUCGAAGUCGUGCUGCAGUUCUUCUUUCCGACGCACUUUAAAGUCCUUUCCAACGUCCCGCAGUCGUCGAUUGCGCGCGUGUUUCAGACACUGCCGCUCGUGUCGAAAUUCAAUGCGAUCUUGUCCCUCGGAUCCAAAGAUUCGAUCAAGAUCUUUACGGAUUCCGAGGCCAACACGGCUGUUGUGCACAAAACGCUCCAAGACAGCCUGCGUGCCCACUUGAGAGAAUACAAGGACGUGGCGAUUCCGUCCUAUUUGGCUCCUAUCCUCGUCGGCAAGAACGGCGACACGAUCAAGCGGCUGUCCGCGGAGAGCCAAGCGACGUUGACCUUGUCCGCUGUCGACACGGACGACGCGACCGCACCUCGCACACUCACAAUCCACUCCAAAGUCGAAGCGAACGUGGCAAACGCGAUUAAAUUGGUGCAAAACCUCAUGGACACGUAUGACAGCGAAUGCGUGUCUGUCGAAGUCCCACACAAUCUCGUCGAUUUUGCGCUCGCGUUGAAGCGCAAGAGUCCUUCAAACGUGUCGUUUUCGGUCGACAAACAGACCCCUACCGGCGUUGGGAUCAAGAUUCAUGCGAAGGACAUUACGGAACGGGCCGCUGCACUGCAACGGCUGGAAGAGCUCGUGGCCACGAUGACGGCAAUCACGAUUGUGCUUCCAUCGUCUGAUAUUGUGGGCUCGCUAAUUGGCAAAAGCGGGGCCAACAUCAAGGCACUUCAAGCCGAGUACCCUGGAUUGCAAAUUGACUUCAAGAAGGUCGAUGCGACCGGGGAAGGCUGUGUGUCGUUGAAGGGAGACAAAGCUGCGGUCGCCUCUGCCAAGGAAUGGAUGGACGAGAAGAUUGCAGCGGCUGUGGCUACCCAACGUGACUACCAGAAGCGCCAGCAAGCACAGGCAGCGUUCAAUCUGGUCGCCGACGAAAAGGCGAAACAGGCGGAAGCUGUCGAACGAGCAAACGCCGCUGAAAUCGAAGAGACAAAGCCCAAGGCAAAGACAGGCGUGUACGUGCCGAUCGGGGGCGAAGUCAAGCUGAACAAGACCCAGCGUCGCCGUGAACGCAAGCGUGCCGAAAAGCAGGACAGCGUGCUGUCGAUGCUGGUGGGGGGCCACGAUUCCCAGCGGGGCGGUUCCACCACGUACGGUCAAGCGUCGUCGUCGUCCGCUCAUGCGGCGUCGGGCGGAUACUACCAUUCUCCGGACGGGUAUUCUUUGCGCUUGUAACGACACCCGACGAUCACGAUCACUGCUGCUGAACAAAGAACCAUUUGAGUGAUCAUCUACAUUGCUACCUUCCCUGUUGUCUACUUCGGUUGCAACGAUGCCUCCCGUUCGCGCGCUGUCUUGAGGCCGACGCCAGAAAUCCGCUUGACGUCGUCGCUGUCGACGGGCUCGUUGAAUCCCAGCGCCUGGCGAGCUUCCGCCAUGAUAAACACACUGCCACACACGACAACAAUUUCUUCGUCCGACGAGUUCUUUUCGGCGGCGGCUGCACGGGGCAAGUCAGUGCAUUCCUCGUCUUGACGCAACGUACCGUGAAUGGCG